AUGAUCAAUGCUACCGAAAUUGAAAUCCGAGAGGAUAUUCACGCAGAUGACCUCACAGUGAUGGCAAUGUUCAUUAGAAAUUCUCAUCAAAUGCCAAGUAGUAUUGGUGUUCUGGUGCAAGCUGUUUUAUUUAUUAUCAGCUUCAUUUUCACACUAAUUGGUGUUUCAACUGCAAUGCGAUUCACAAUAUUCCACAGAAAUCAAAGGAAUAUAUUCAUUUCUUUGCUACUUCUUUGGUUUGAACUAUUGGUUUGUCGUGUUCUGUUAUGGGCAUUCAAGUAUAAUUUGGCUAUCGAAAUUCGAGAAUCUAUCAAAUGUAAUGACGAAUGUCAUCAUUUCGGGCGGUGCAGUGUUGCUAAAAAUAUGUUUGAUUCGAUUUUCAUAGCUGCAAAUAUGAGAUAUCAUUACAUGUAUUUUGUGAUAACAACACCCGUCGGAAUAUUAACUGAAAGGAUUUUUGCAACUAUUUUGGUCAAAGACUAUGAGAAAAAGAGUCGUCAUUGGAUAUUCGGACUAAUUUUCGUGGCUCAAAACAUAUUCUCGUGCACAAUGGCCGUGGUCACAACAACUUCAGGACUUACAUUUCAAGUUCUUAUCUCUGGAGUCAUCUUUUCUUUAUUCUGUUCUGCUGUGAUUUAUGCAUUGGUUGAGUAUUUUAAUCAGCAACGGCUGAUGACAUUGGAACGAGAUCAUCGGACUACGAACUACACAUUGAGUAUCAGAUAUCAAUUGAAAGAGAAUCUCAAAACAUUGAAGGUAAUGCGUCGAUUUUUCAUUUCAAUCAUUUUAAUUAUAAUAGCAAUGGGGCUUGGUAAUUCACUUCCAGUCAUUUUAAAUUUAAAUGAAGAUAUCAUUCUGACUGUCCGUGUUUAUAUGGAUUAUGUUUUUCAUUCAAAUCCCGUAUUUCUAGUGCCAACUGCAAUUUUCACAAUUGAAAACUAUCGAAAAUACACGUUCAAUAAGGCUAGAACCACUUUUGGAAUGAGAAUCGACAGUCGUAAGGUUGAUAUUCGAAAGCUUCGCCCUCAAAUGGACCGGGAGAGUGACAUGUAUUUUGAGAUUUUCGAGAGGCAACUGGAAGGAGAUGGUGCUUGUCGAGGAAAGAUGCGCACUGGAUCUUUGAGAAAACCGAAAAUUAAUGCCAAAUAUUAAUCUCUGAAGAGCUGCUUAAUAUAUCUGAAAUGUACACAAUGAAUGUUAAUAAUUUUUGA
Caenorhabditis elegans is the source of this 1211-nucleotide messenger RNA. It is a transcript of the gene sre-23, whose product is annotated as Serpentine Receptor, class E (Epsilon). Gene Ontology annotation, biological process: sensory perception of chemical stimulus. The coding region runs from base 1 to 1152 and encodes 383 amino acids. The transcript has 9 exons. The record is from RefSeq and is marked reviewed. Lineage: Eukaryota; Metazoa; Nematoda; Chromadorea; Rhabditida; Rhabditidae. Gene Ontology annotation, cellular component: membrane.